Molecule: messenger RNA, 2127 nt
Organism: Aedes aegypti (yellow fever mosquito)
Lineage: Eukaryota; Metazoa; Arthropoda; Insecta; Diptera; Culicidae
Gene: Arp8
Product: actin-related protein 8
Exons: 3
Coding region: 141-1829 (562 amino acids)
Biological process (GO): double-strand break repair; regulation of DNA-templated transcription
Cellular component (GO): Ino80 complex
Source: RefSeq, a predicted model, not a curated record
UCAACUACAUUUCUGUUUAGGAACUAUGAACACAACAGCAAAACAAAACAAAAUAAUGUGUAAAAUUCGACAAAAUUUUUAAUCUUUGGAAUUAAUUAAAAGUACUGUAACUUGAGUAGCAGUAGGCAAAUUACAGAAGAAUGUCCAACAAUAAAGAAACGCCCGAGCAUCUCCAGGCUCAGAACAUAAUCGUCAUCCACCCGGGUUCCCUUUACCUGCGGAUGGGUCGCGCCUCGGAUGUCAACCCCUGUCGCCUAUUGCACGCCAUUGGCCGCCGUCGCAAGCCGGGCGGUCGGGCCUAUCGGGACCGGGUUCUCUCGGUUCCGAUUGCCAAGCCCAAGGAAUCGCUUUCGGAGUUCGAGGAAUGUCGGCUGCAGGUUUCCCACACGUUGCAAUCUUGUGUCCAGUCGGAUGGCCGGAGACGGUACGCUACUCCGCCGCAGCAGAUCUCCGCGUUUAAUCGGAGAUCUGGAGCGGAAACUGUUCAGGCGUCUCGAGUGGACUGGAAGGACGAUCUGCCGGGCGAUAAGGUCUUUGGAGAGGAAGUUCUGUGGUUGAAUCCGGCCGGGGAGUUCAAUGUUCACUAUCCUAUUAGGAGGGGCGAGUUGAACCUGCACAAGGAUGUGGGAGGUUCGAUGUCCGGGGUUAUGUGCGACCUGCAGGAUAUUUGGGAGUACGUGCUGAGGCAUCGGUUGAGGAUCGAUUUGAAACAGCUGAAGCAGUACAAGGCGGUUCUGGUGAUUUCAGACAUUUACAACCGAGCACACUUGAAGGAACUCACGUCGCUGUUGUUGAACAAGAUCGGGUUCGGGUGCUGCUUUCUGGUGCAGGAUCACGUCUCGGCCACGUUCGGAGCAGGACUGGGCUAUGCUUGCGUUGUGGAUGUGGGUGACCAGAAGACUUCCAUUUCCUGCGUGGAGGAUGGCAUUUCCCACCCGAACACGAGGGUUCGAUUACCCUAUGGAGGGGCGGACAUAACGCAGACAUUCCAUUGGAUGCUUCAGAAGUGCAGCUUCCCCUACAAGGAAUGUGACCAAAGCCGCCCUCAGGAUGCGUUCCUACUGAAACAACUCAAAGAAGACAUUUGCCACGUUAAUCUGGACGUUUGUGGAGCCCAGGAGAAGACCUUUGCCGUCCACCAGCCCCAACAAGAAAAGCGUCGUUUCACUCUGCAAAUCGGAGACGAAGCCAUCGUGGCCCCGCUAGGGCUCUUCCACACGGAGCUGUUGUCCGUCACGGGGGUCAACAAAUCCACCCCCAUGACCCAGAAACCGUCCCGAGCGCAGCCCCAUCCGGAGGAUUGUUUUGAUGCGGAGUAUCUGCGGGAAACAGGCCGGCGAGGGAAGGAAAAUCUGGAACAGACCGCCAACGAAAGCGGAAUGGCCAAUGCGGAGAAUGCCGACGAGGACAUGGUCGUGGAGGGGCUGGAGCAGGACAGGGAAGGCAAGGUGAACGAGAAGGAUUUCAUACUGCCCGGGGGACAGAUGAUCGGAAUUGACCAGGCCGUGCUGCAGAGCAUCGAACGAUGUCCAAACGACGAACUGAAGCGUAAAAUGUACGGCUGCAUUCUAGUGGUCGGUGGCGGAAUGAAGUUCACCGGCAUCAGCAAUUGGUUGCAGAACCGCGUGGCGCUGAAGAUUCCGCUGAUGUAUCGUUCGGAGCACAACAUUGUGACCAGCUCGAAGGACAUCGACGCGGAGAUUACCGCCUGGAAGGGAGCGGCCAUCAUGUCCUGUCUGGAAAGUGCCGCCGAACUGUGGCUAACCGAGGCAGAAUGGACCCGCUACGGACUUCGGAUACUGCGGGAGAAAGCAGUGUUCAUGUGGUAGUCUUCUUCGACACGUGGUUUAUCAAUGUAAGUAGGUUUGAACUAUGGAUUUCUAUACAUAAUAAGUAAUUAAAACUCCUAGAACGUUUUUCGUGGAAGAACGACAGCGAGAGUCGAUGGACUCCUAUACAUAAUUCAUAAUUCUAAAUUCAGGACAUUAUUGCUGUUCAUGAAAAUUGAGCGGAUCUGCAAUCUGUAAAUCGAUUCCUAAUCUCUUGCUCCAGUGAACGUUGAGCUAUUUCGAACUAAAUCCUAUGAGUUCUUUAAAAAAACGAUAAAGGUACUGUCUAAAAAUUCAA